GCUUUCACCUGGAAGUACAACAGUAAAUAGGUUCGCAGACCACCUUGUGUUGCGAAGAAGAUUGAUAACAAACGUUCGUGAUUUAAGACCUCGGCUGAAUAAACUUUACUAGAGAUUAUAAAGACCGAUCAGUCGUUCAGCUGACAUGCUCCCGUUAUCUUUACUGAAGACAGCACAGAACCACCCGAUGCUGGUGGAGUUAAAGAAUGGUGAGACAUACAAUGGUCAUCUGGUCAGCUGUGACAACUGGAUGAACAUCAACUUGAGAGAAGUAAUCUGCACCUCACGGGAUGGAGAUAAAUUUUGGAGGAUGCCGGAAUGCUACAUCAGAGGAAGCACCAUUAAAUACUUACGAAUCCCUGAUGAGAUCAUAGAUAUGGUGAAAGAGGAAGUAAUAUCAAAGGGACGUGGCCGGGGAGGUAUGCAGCAGAACAAGCCACAGGGAAAAGGCAGAGGAGGUGGACCUGGAAGAGGUGGUGGAGCCGGCAGAGGUAUUUUUGGUGGCCGUGGCAGAGGCAUGACGGGAACUGGCCGUGGACAGCAACAAGACAAAAAGCCUGGAAAACCACAAGGUGUCAAAAACCAAAACUAAUUAUAAAUAGAUCCUUCCCUCGUAUGUUAGUAUGAGUUUUACCCACUUUAGGCACAAGAGCACCUCUUCAGGUCUCUUGGUGUUCAUUCAUAAACAUCAUAAUUUUCUUUUAGAUAUUUAUUUACAAGCCUCAGUUCACGUAUCGAACUGUUAAACUUUUUUGCACUGAGUUUAUUGUAAAAGUACCGUGGCCGAGAGAGCUCAACAUGCUGCAACUAAAGAAAAACGCAUGCAAAUAGAUAAAACACCAGCAAAUUAAUAAAACUUAAUCUUCAUGAAAAUACUCACAACUCAAGCAAAUACAGAAAUGCACUGCAUAUAUUCACAACACACCAAAUACAGAAAUGUGCCGCACAUUUCAUGGACAACAUUUGUGGUCUGUGCUAAUUUCUGUAUUUGGUUGCUUUGUGAGUAUUUGCAGCACAUGUUGUCAAACUGAUGAAGAUGUUUUCUUCUUUUGCUGGUGUUUUUUUUUUUUUUUUAUUUGCAUGUUUUUUUCUUCAGUUGCAGUGUGUUGAGCUCUUUUGGCCACCAGGGGAAUAAAUAAAACAGAACCUUUUGUCAUGUGAAUUUGUACAGAAUUUCUGAUACUUUUUGUCAUCUACUUUCUCAGUUUGAUCAUCAG
This is a messenger RNA of Megalobrama amblycephala (Wuchang bream), 1217 nucleotides long. It is a transcript of the gene lsm4, whose product is annotated as LSM4 homolog, U6 small nuclear RNA and mRNA degradation associated. The record is from RefSeq and is a predicted model, not a curated record. The coding region runs from base 146 to 592 and encodes 148 amino acids. The transcript is spliced from 5 exons. Lineage: Eukaryota; Metazoa; Chordata; Actinopteri; Cypriniformes; Xenocyprididae. Gene Ontology annotation, cellular component: P-body; U6 snRNP; spliceosomal tri-snRNP complex. Gene Ontology annotation, molecular function: U6 snRNA binding. Gene Ontology annotation, biological process: mRNA splicing, via spliceosome; spliceosomal snRNP assembly; P-body assembly.